This is a messenger RNA of Gasterosteus aculeatus aculeatus (three-spined stickleback), 13824 nucleotides long. RefSeq names its product striated muscle enriched protein kinase b (gene spegb). Gene Ontology annotation, biological process: protein phosphorylation. The record is from RefSeq and is a predicted model, not a curated record. Lineage: Eukaryota; Metazoa; Chordata; Actinopteri; Perciformes; Gasterosteidae. Gene Ontology annotation, molecular function: protein binding; ATP binding; protein kinase activity.
AGCAGGCGUAGGGGGAGAUCAUGAGCCGGGAGGUUUAGCUCAUGGGACGAGGAGUAGGGGGGGGCGACUCUGUGCAACUUGUUGGACGGGACUUGAUGCUGGCAUUCAAACAGAAGCCCAUUGAGAAACUGAUCAAAAGGCCACCAGGGAAACAAAGGAGGACACGCUGAAGAUUCACCUGGUUUUCGGCACAGAAGGUCCACGGAGGGAAAUGAUUACAAGAGGCUGAAAAGUCAAGAGAACGUCGGGAAUAAGAAGAGGGAAAGCAGGGCCGUCACUUCCAGGAGACGAGGCAAGAGAGCUGCUAAUGCAACAUGAUCCAGCUGGUCUUGCCCUAAAAAUACCUCUGGGCAGGAAGAGUGGUAGCUAUCUCUAUCUGCCUAAUUACCUGGCCCAAUACCCACAUCCACACUCACAGAUCCCAUUGCAGGAUCCACCUAAAUCAGAUAAACCAUGAGAAAAGCUGAGGUGCAAAUGACCCUGAAAAAGGGGGCAGGCGAAGCAGCGCCGGCCCGUAGCCCCACCAUCCCGCCGAAGCGGUCCAAAGUGAGCCUGGAGAAAGUGGUCCCGGAGCUUCCAGGACCCGGUCACGCCACCCCGACUGCGCCCGUUUUCGCACGCAAAAUGAGGAACGCCGCCGUGGGGACGGGCUGCGACAUCCGUCUGAAGGUGACUGUGGCUGGAGACCCCCAGCCCUCCCUGUACUGGUACCACAACGAUGAGCUCCUCAACAUGGACAACCAGGAGUACGGAGGGCUGUGGAUUAGGGAUUGCAAACCCAGCGACGCCGGGCUCUACACCUGCAUCGCCAACAAUCACAUGGGUGAAGCUCGGAGCAGCGCCGUGCUGGCCGUCUUGGAUCUGGGGGAAGAUUCCGAAACAACAGAUGAUGAAGGUGGACAAUAUGAGACUAAAGAAGAUGGUGGAGAGUUUGAAGACCAGAAUGUGCAUAGAGAUGCAGUGAUGGACACAUGGGCUGCAGAUGACAAUAGAACACGUGGACAUGAGGAUCACUCAAACACAACCAGGAGCCCGUCGGAGAACUUUUCAAGAGAAUCUCCACCACAAGCCCUCCCACCCCCAUCCCCGAGACUCGUCAAACGUCCCUCCACCUCCCCGAUGCCUGGUCGCUCUGGCUCAACUACACCUCUCAGUUUUCGGAAAAAAAACGUUGUGCCAUCUGACUACCAAGACACAGUGCCUGGGGAGUUUGAAGAAAAGGUGAAGCAGCCAAAACCCGGCAGCCAAGGUAACACCCAGGACUCACGACCACAGACUCCACUUAGCGAAUACUCCCGGAAAGAAUUUACCCCCAGACCGUCCCCGAAACUUACCAGGGCGAGCUCAAAAGUUUUUGAGAAGGUUCGUGGAUUAGAGGAGCGGAGACGAAGCCUUGAUAUUCCAGAAGGUUCCAUCUCGGGAGGAUCCUGGGCAGGGUUCAAUCGUGCUGGAUCGGUAGAUUCCGAUGAUGGAGGAAGCCGGCUGGGCAUCUCUCGCGAAAGUUCAAGGGAAGACCUAAGGGAAGCUUUAAAAGAGGAUGCCGCUGAACGAAGAUCUAUGUUUAGACAGAGAGCUGCUUCACUGGAGGAGAAACCUCGCUACUCCCAAAAAGUUCAAGACAUUGAGAACAAGUUCACAGAGGAGCUCCAGCGCAUCAAGAAGCUCGUUGGUAGGCCUCACAUGAAGAAGUCAUUUUCAACUGAACAGCUCACUGUUAAGAAAAAGCAGCGCCUGCCUUUAACGAAAAUAGAACCUAUCCCUCCACAAGUCCUUCAAAAGCUCCAAGAAAGGGAACGUGCCCAUUGGGCAAAAGAACAGAAAGAAAAGGGUUAUAAUCAGCAACCAAUGCAGCAACAGCAGCAAACACAGGAAGACCAGUACAAGUUGCAACCCAAAAUGACAGCAAGCACUGGUUCAACGGCUGUAACGGCCAGUAGAUUUGGAGAAGUUGAAGGUACCCCAGAGUCCAUGCAGUUAUCCGACUUGCCGGGACAACGAUCAGUGAGAGAAUUAAGCAGGGUCAGUCCAGUGACGGAGGUUGUUCAGAGAUCAUCAUCACCUGCAUUAUACCACCAGCAAAGGGAAGAUUCGCCCAGCAGAAAUGUUGCUGAGAUGACAUUACGCAAGGUUGAACGAAGGCCACCAAGUCCACUUGUGCAAAGGGUGUCCCGAAUGCAAGAAUCCCCUCACGUCCAGGAAUCUCUUUUGCAAGCAUUACAAAAGGAUGAGACCUCGGGAAGAAAGACGCCAAUAGAAUUAGCGUUAAGAAAAAUAGAAAACAGACCCGAAAGUCCACUGGUACAAAAAAAGGUAGUCAUUGUGCAAGAUGCUGCUCCUCAACCGCCCUCCAAACCCCAGAGGAUGUCACCCAUCGCCCCAACAGAGGAGAAAAUAGAAGUGGAUCUGUUUAGACCGGCCUCUAAAAUAAGAAUCCCUGAGAUUAUCGUUGAAGAUGAAAAGAUGGACGAGGACGUUCACGUGAAAACAAGUGAGCCUCGGCAGGUAACUGGUAGUGCCAAAGAGGGACGGCAGCUGAAGACCAAGGGAAAGAACCGUCGGCCUCGACCCAUGUCUCCAGAGUUAGACUCGUCCGAUGAUUCUUAUGUUUCUGCCGAAGAAGAUCCACUGGAGGCCCCUGUAUUUGAGUUUCCCCUGCAGGACACUGUAGCAUUGGCUGGCGCAGACGUGCCGCUGAAAUGCAUCAUUGGCGGCACCCCAAUUCCUGAAGUUACCUGGAUGAGAGAAAACACAGAAAUAACUGACAAUCCAAAUUACACUGUCAAAGUGGAGGGCGAACGCCAUACUCUGCUCGUCAAAUCAGCAAGAGUAAAUGAUGGUGGAAAAUACUGCGUAACCGCUGUUAACCAGGUGGGGAGGGCGUCCAGCUGUGCCACUCUUAUAGUCAAAGCAGAUUGUGUGCAGGAGCCAAAAGGGAACCUGAGUGUCCCCAGGGAUAUCAGCAGCCCAAUUACCUCUGAUGAGGAGUAUCUCAGUCCUGUGGAGGAGUGCAUGGAUUUUGGAGGGCCUGAGCAAUCUGUCGACACACGAUUCAGGAAACCCCCAGCAUUUCUAGUAACAAUGAGUGAUCAAGUGGUCAUUGAAGGACAGGAAGUCACCAUGUCCGUCAGAAUAAGUGGACAACCCAAACCCUUGCUCUAUUGGCUGAGGGACAGAGUAACGGUGAAAUCCGGCCCACGCCACGUUGUACGAGAAACAGAAGACGCCACUUGUGAAAUGACCAUCAAGUCAGCAUUGCGGUCGGACUCUGGGAUUUACACCUGUAAGAUCAUUAAUGAGUAUGGGACAAAGCAGUGUGAAGGAAAGUUGGAGGUAAAAGCUCCACCAGUUGAGCCGGGCCUGGCCGUCAUCCGCCCGGUCAGGGACCUCACAGCCAACGCAGGCGAGACGGUCCUGUUCGAGUGUCACGUCGUCGGACCCAAGGACACCGAUGUGGACUGGCUCGCUGACGGGAAACUGAUCCAGCCGGCGUUGCUCAACUGUAAAAUGCACUUCGAUGGAAGGAAGUGCCGGCUGCUUCUCAACUCCGUGCACGAGGACGACAGCGGGACAUACGUGUGCAAGCUGAGCACAGCUAAAGAGGAAGUGACUUCCUGCGGCAAACUCAAAGUCAUCCCAUCAAUUGAGCCUCUCUUCACUCGCAAGCUGGACGUCCUGGAGGUGAUUGAGGGGCGUAACGCUCGUUUUGACUGCAAAGUCAGUGGGACGCCAUCUCCCAAGGUCGUCUGGAGCCACUUUGACCAUCCACUUGUAGAAAGUGAGGACAUCCGUGUUCUCCAGGAGGGCGGCCGACACUCUCUUUUCAUUUCUCAUGUGACCAAUGAGGAUGAAGGAUUUUACACCGUCACGGCCCACAACAGUCACGGCGACGCAGAGAGCUCCGCCGAACUUUACAUUCAAGAACCACGGCCGGCCAUCUCCUCGCAGAUGGCUAAACUAGAGAAAAUGCCAUCGAUCCCGGAGGAGCCAGAGGUUCCGGAGAACGAGGUGGAGCGUUUCACGAUGCCCGACUUCAUCAAACCCCUUUACGACCUGGAUGUGAUCGAGGGCAAGGAGGCGGUGCUGAAGUGUAAAGUGGCGGGCCUGCCGUACCCCACCAUCGUCUGGUUCCACAACGGCAAACGGAUAGAGAGCACCGAGGACAGAAAGAUGACACAGUUUCGUGACAUCCACAGUCUGGUCAUCCGCUCCGUGUGCCAUGCGCAUGGUGGCGUCUACAAGAGUGUCAUCUCUAACAAAGUCGGCAAGGCCACCUGUUACGCUCAUCUCUAUGUUACAGAUAUCCUCCCGGAUCCUCCUGAUGGAUGUCCAGUGAUAGAAUCUGUCACUGGUAAAACCAUCACUUUAAGCUGGAAGAAACCAAGGAGGCUUGACCCUUCCAUUGAUCCCAGCUCCCUGAUGUAUGCCGUCCAGCAACAAGCCCUGGGCUCCAUCCAGUGGACCAUCAUAGCUUCUGGCCUGAAGGAAACCAGCUACACCAUCACCACCCUCUCCAAAAGCGUGCGCUACGCUUUCAGGGUCCUGACCAUCACCUCCAAAGCCUUCAGCAAGCCCUCACCGACCACCGACCCAGUGCAGCUCCUGGAUCGAGGUCCAUAUCUCCAGGAGGCUCCAGUGAUUAUUGAUAAGCCAGAUACUGUACAUGUGAUGGAUAACCAGUCAGUCACCAUCACUGUCACCCUCAAUCAUGUCAACGCUGCCGUCCUCUGGAAGAGGAGAGGAGUGGUCCUCUCCAGCAAGCCCGGCUUGUACGAGAUGACGAUGCCAGACGAUGAUCAGCACACGCUGAAGUUGCUCAAGGUAAAGAGUGCUGACAUCGGAGAGAUGGAGUUUAUGGCAUCCAACAAGUUUGGCAGCGACAGCGGCACCUUCAACGUGGAGAUGGCUGCUCCGCCAACGUUUGAAACUAUCAUGGAGGACUUGGACGUUUGUGCAGGAGAGACCCCGUGCUUUGCUGUGGUCGUGGAGGGCAAGCCUAUUCCCGACAUCCUAUGGUUCAAGAACGACACCCUGCUGUCAGAGAGCAGUCACUUCACAUUUGUGUAUGAUGAUAAUGAAUGCUCCCUGGUGGUCCUAAACGCUCGCCCAGAAGACUCCGGGGUUUACACCUGCACUGCCAGGAACUUGGCAGGAUCUGUGUCCUGUAAAGCUGAACUCACUAUUCAUGCAGCCAAACGUAAGGUAGAUCCAAUGGAUGACGAGGAGACUAUUCGAAGGAAGAUGCGCAGGCUGACUGACAACUAUGACAUUCACAAGGAAAUUGGAAGGGGGGCUUUUUCCUACGUCAAACGUGUGACCCAGAAGGUUGGCAAAAUGGAUUAUGCUGCAAAGUUCAUCUCCGCACGGGCCAAGCAGAAGCUGACUGCCCGCAGAGAGAUCAACCUGCUCUCCAAGCUGGACCACGAGAGGAUCCUUUUCUUUCAGGACGCCUUUGAGAAAAAGAAUACCGUCAUCCUCAUCACUGAAUUAUGCCACGAGGAGCUUCUUGACAGAUUUACAAGGAAAUCUACAGUUAUGGAGUCUGAGGUACGCUCAUGUAUAAGACAACUGCUUGAGGGCGUGGACUAUCUUCAUCAUCAAAACAUUAUACACCUUGACAUUAAGCCUGAUAACAUCCUCAUGGCAGACUCCCACAGUGAUCAGAUACGAAUCUGUGACUUCGGCAACGCGGUGCAGAUCACACCCGACGAGGCUCAAUACUGCAAAUAUGGCACACCAGAAUUUGUUCCACCAGAAAUUGUCAAUCAGACUCCUGUGUCAAAAGCUACGGACAUCUGGUCAAUUGGAGUCAUCGCAUAUCUGUGUCUGACAGGAGUUUCUCCGUUUGCUGGAGAAAAUGACCGCAGCUCCGUGAUGAACAUCCGGAACUAUAAUGUGGCCUUUGAGGAGAGCAUGUUCGCUGACCUUUGCCGAGAGGCUAAAGGGUUCAUCAUAAAGCUGCUGGUAGCCGACAGGCUGAGACCUGAUACUCAAGGAUGUCUUCGUCACCCCUGGUUCAAGACACUUAGCAAGGGGAAGGCCCUAAGCACAGAGUGCCUGAAGAAGUUUGUGUCUCGCAGAAAAUGGCAGCGUUCCCUAAUCAGCUACAAAUCAAAAAUGGUCAUGAGGUCCAUACCAGAGUUGCUCAACGAUUCCUCCAGUCAUAUCUCCAUUGCCGUUCCCAGGCACCUUAAAGAGGGUUCACCUUUGCCAUCAUCCUCUUCUGAUUCGGAUGAAGACAUUAAUGAACUGCCGUUCAUUCCAAUGCCGCUUAACAUGGAAUUUUCUGGAUCCCGGGUGUCACUCAAUGACAUCCAGACAAGUGAGCAGGAAACAGGAAAGCAGGAUGGAACAAGCAAAUGGUCUGUGCCUCCUGUUCAGGCCCCGGAGGCGAUGGAGUGUGACUCUAAAGAAAUUGAUAAAGAAGGGGUUGAAUUGACGCCUAAAGGCCGCAUGCGGAAAAGGUUGUCGCAGGACCACGACAGGGGAUCCCUGGAUGAAGAAUCAGCAGCCGAAUUGCCACAAAAGUCCCAGCUGAGAAAACCCCUGCGAAGGGGUUCAAGCAUUGAGUCAGACAAACCAGAGGGUGGACGGCGGAGAGGAGAGCUUAGACGCGGAGGCUCUGCGGACAGCGCACUGCUACUGCGGAUCACGCCCGAGGAAGGAGCAGAAGGAAAUCAGGAGGAUGGGAAGAGAGUUCUGAAGAAAGCCGUCUCCAUGGAACUGCCAAGAAGGAGCACCAGCCCAGGUACUGCCAAGAUGAGUCAAGAAGACUACGCUCUUAAACUGGAGCUGAUGCGACAGCGACUGCUUCGUGGUGGCUCUGUGGACAACAAGAUGAGUGGGCUGAGGGGACCUUUGUUGGAAACAUUAGGAAUGGGAGAUGAAAAACGCUUCUCUCGUACUACUCGUUUGGGCCCACCCCCACUUAUUAGAGCUGCAUCCAGCGAUUCUGCAGUGGAGGAAGACCCAAAACCCAAAGUUUUGCGCAAAACUGCUUCUUUCAGUCAAGGUGAUUCAGAACCUAUAGCUUUGCACCGCCGUUCAGGAGCUCCCUUGGAGAUUCCCCUGGCACAGGUAGAAGAGAGAAGGCUCAAGGAGGCCAUAUCUAUGUCGGCUCUUACUGAGCAAAUCAAGCUGGACUCCCGUCCAGUGAGUCCCAGGGAACCUUCGCCAAAACCAGCGACACAAGAGUCUGUGCAGCGAGGUCAAACCAAAGCAGAAAGCGAGGAAUCAUUAAUGGAGAAAGAGAUACAGCCGGAUGAGACAAUGAAUGAAAAGAUGGAAGGGCAGAAUACAGAUAGUAAUUUUGAUGAGAGAUCGAGCACAAGUGGUUUCUCAGAGAAGGAUAUGAGCAUAUCAGAGGAAGCAAUGAAUGAAUCGGAGUAUACAGGCCAGAGAAUUCCUACACCACCUCUUGUGGUGCAAAGCUCUGAAGUAGAAGAGAAGAUGCUGGAAGAUGAAGGACAUGAGAAAGAAGAAAAAGAACAGAUUAUGAAAGAAGAAGAGGAAAUAAUUGUCAAUGAUGAUGAAUCAAAUGCUGAAGGACACGUCAAUGUCUCUGAAAAAAGUGCAGAAAAAGAAAUAACUGCUAAAUCUUCCGAUAUGGUCAUAACCAAAAGCUCAGUUAUGAUGAGACCAACACAAGAAUAUUCCCGCCCAUCAACAAAUGUGGUGUCAACUUAUGUAACACCUUCGCCGCCUGCUAAAGUUGUUCUUCCAGAUGGAAGGACUUCAGCAUACGCAAGUAUUAUGCAGACCAUAAUGGUCCCUGCAGUUCAGCCUCUGAGUGACCAACCUUUAGGGCCCUCUACACCCGUUGUUGCUCCAGCCGACUCAUCCCCCUCAGUAUCAACCGAAACAUUUGCACACGCCAGCAUGUCCUCCGCUUUACGUGGUCCACCAAAGCCGUCCAUCUUGUCGACCAAUGAGCACCCUGCUGUAUACUCUAGGGUAGCGUCGCCGGAAAUGAUGACAAAGGAACCGAGUCCACCACAGCCUGCCACACAUUCCUCAUCCCAACAAGAGCCCCCAGCAGGAGUUGACUUUGAGGACAUUUCCUCUGAGGAGGUCUUUGAGGCCCGCUUCAAAAAACGUGAGUCUUCACUCACAAGAAGUCUUAAAUUUCUGUCACGAUCAAAGAAUGAAGACAAACCACAAGCGGCCUCAUUAGAUCCAACAGAGUCCGGUGAAGACAUAUACAGACCUGGGCCAAUUGGUGCGCCAUUGCAAUUGGCACCAAGAAGACUUGAGGAGAAGUCAAAGUCAGUCCAGGAUCUUCGUGAAGCUCAAAAGGACCAAGGCUUUAUGCGAAGGCUCUCAAUGCGCCUGAAGAGAGCUCCGUCCACUGAACGCAAGGACGAAACGACCAAAGAGGAAGACAGCGUUAGUUCUAGACGUAGACUGUCCUGGACUCUUGGCCGUAAAGGGUCACAGGACAAGAAGGAAGUGGAAGUGGAUGGUGGAGGUAACACAUUGGUGGGACAAGAUGAAAAGGAGCUUAAGAAACCUAAUGAAUCACCAGUCUUAGCGAUGCGCAGAAAGAUCGAAUCUACAGUGGCUGGGAUCUCCACAAGAAUUCGCAGCUACUCAGAGGAGAGGAAAGCAUCGGAGGACCGGGAAACCAAGAAGACACCCAUUUUUUCAAUGCUUCGUCGUGCGACAUCAGAGAGUCGUGCUACGAAGGCUGCAGUUUCACAGAACCAGCUGGCAUCUCAGGCCAGUAAUGGGGCCUCAUCAGAGUCUCUAGACUCCAUGUCCAGCCUAAAGUCAGACACAUCAAAGGUUGUGGAGAGUGAGCGCAGAUCUCGCUGGGAUCGAUGGGGCCUAACCAGAGGGAGGCGAGACAAGACGGUGUCACAGCCUGACAUACCAACCGCAAUCUCCAGGGAAAAUAGUUCCCUACGUUCACGCCAGUACUCCAGAUUGGCUUCAGAUUUCCCUCCAGUAUUCCACAUCAAGCUGAGAGAUCACGUCCUGCUGGAGGGGGAUCCAGUCACCCUCAGCUGUCUGCCAGCAGGCAGCCCCCACCCACACAUCACCUGGAUGAAAAAUAAGAAGCCCCUGGAGAUUGAUGCCAGAAUGAACAUGAUCGCCUGUCCCGAUGGCCGGCAGCUACUGAUGAUCAUGCAGACCACCAAAAAGGAUGCAGGGGUCUAUGAAUGUGUUGCUACAAGCCCCCUGGCCACAGUGUCCAGCUGUUGCACAAUAUCUCUUGCUCGUCUGCCUAACCGUCCUGGGACCCCGGAAAUACCCCAGAAGCACAACAACACAGCCCUGGUACUGUGGAGGCCCUCAGACACUAUGGCUCCCUGCACAUAUUCUUUGGAGAGGAGAGCAGAGGGUGAGACCAACUGGUUGAUCAUGGCCACGGGGGUGGCAGACUGUUAUUACAAUGUUGCCGACCUGCCGGCUGGGGGCUCCUUCAGGUUCAGGGUGGCAUGCGUCAACAAAGCUGGACAGGGCCCCUACAGCAACCUGUCAGAGGUAGUGAGACUGAGUGCUUCAGAACCAGCUAAAUCCAGCGCUCCCGUGGUGGUGAAGACUGUACCGGCCCCUGCCGCUCCCCUGCCUGUGGUGAUGAUGUCGUCGAUGAAAGUGCCUCCCAUUAAACCAGCUCCAAGUAAAUCCACUACCGCGACACCUGUCCCGCCUCCGUCUUCGGGUCCGGCUACGUCCGUGGCUCACCCUGCUCCCUUGGUGACCCUUAGACCGACCAUGCAGGCGGAGGCGAACCGUCCUGCCGUUGCUCCGGCCGUUAGCACGGCUGCCUCGGAACCGUCUCUCGCCCAGACAUCGGCAGCUGCGGUCCAAGCCCCGGUCGCCAAAGCCAAGUCCACCCUGAGCAUCAGCGUUGGCAGACCCCAAAUAAAAUUGGCGCUUCCCCCCAUUGUCCCACCCAAGCCUAAAAGUCCUGUAAAUUCAGUCCUUCAAAUAGCCAACAAAUCCCUUUCUCCCACACCGGCACCGGCACCUGCCAUUGGUAAACCUAUUUCGUCCGUUCCAAUGUAUGUGCAGGCCCCCACCCCGGGGGUUACUCCACCUUCCCAAAUGAGUUCCACCCCACCAACCACCACCCUUUCAGUCCCUCCUGUGAGUACCCCGGUGUCCACGGCCGCCCCGCCGCCCGUGGUAGUGGUGCAGAGCCUGACGCCGCUGCUGCAGCUAGGGGACAGUCGGGGCACCCCCUCCGGAAGGGUCACUCCGUCAGGGCGGGUCACCCCCACAGGGCGGGCUACACCUUCGGGACGCAGGACGCCGCUGGGAAAGCCCGGAGACGGAUCUCUGCGCCAGGGAGUCCCACAGAAGCCUUACACCUUCAUGGAUGAGAAAGCGAGGGGUCGGUUUGGUGUGAUCCGUGAGUGCCGGGAAAACGCCACGGGCAACCUCUUCAUGGCCAAGAUCGUUCCCUACGAGGCGGACAGCAAGCAGACAGUGCUGCAGGAGUACGACAUCCUCAAAUCGCUCCACCAUGACAGGGUCAUGGGCCUGCAUGAAGCCUACGUCACCCCGCGCUACCUGGUGCUCAUCUCUGAGUACUGCAGUGGAAAGGAGCUGCUCUUCAGCCUCAUAGACAGGUUCCGUUACUCGGAGGAUGAUGUGGUGACGUACAUUGUGCAGAUCCUACAGGGCCUGGAAUACCUCCACACCCGACGCAUCCUCCACCUGGACAUCAAGCCGGAGAACGUCAUCAUCACCUACAUGAACGUCAUCAAGAUCAUUGACUUUGGCAGCGCUCAGACUUACAACCCCCUCUUCCUCAAGCAGUUCAGCCCUCCUAUAGGAACACUGGAGUACAUGUCUCCAGAGAUGUUGAAAGGGGAUGUUGUGGGUCCUCCGGCUGACAUCUGGAGCGUGGGCGUGUUGACUUUCAUCAUGUUGAGCGGCAAGUCGCCUUUCAUUGAAAACGAUCCUACGGAGACGGAAGCUAGGAUCCAGGCGGCAAAGUUUGACCUCUCUAAGCUCUAUCAGAAUGUGUCCCAAAGUGCCUCCCUGUUCCUCAAAAAGAUCCUCUGUAGCUACCCGUGGGCCCGUCCCUCCAUUAAGGACUGCUUCAGUAACUCCUGGCUUCAAGAUGCCUACCUGAUGCGCCUUCGCAGGCAGACCCUCACCUUCACAACUACCCGUCUCAAGGAAUUCUUGGCCGACCAGCAGCGCAGGCGAGAGGAGGUGUCCACCAAGCACAAAGUCCUCCUGCGGUCCUACCAGAGCUCGCCGCAAACCCCCACCAGCCCCGCCUCGCCGAAUGUGCCAACUUACCCCACCUCACCCGUCACCCAGUGAAAAAAACACAACAAAAAGGCUUCCAAACACCGGUUGUCCGGACGGCGCAGAGGAACCUUCAAGAGCGAGACGAGACUUUGGGCCGAGAGGCGGGGCGGCCCUGUCAGGUCGGAGUGGUUGAACUUGGGCAGACGGACAAAAUAAAAGGAAAAGAGAUAAACGGUCAAGAAACCAGCAGUGGAUGUGGUCUAAGAAGACGUCACUUCCUCUUCUUUUGUGGUUCUUUUCUCGCUUAAGGGAACCUCUUCUAAUAAAGAGCCUGAGUGGGGUUUUUUUUAUAUGGUGGACCUUGUUCAUACUAGACAGGAUGUCCCCUUUAAAGUUAGUACCUCAAGGUUUGUAACUUUGCAUACAUUUUGGAUAAACUACUACGGGUUUACUGUCAACUCUCCCCAUAUUAGAGGAAAUGCAUUAUUAAUAUCACGCUGCAGUAACCCACCAUGGGAGGCCUAAGACUGCUCUAAUAGAGGUUUGAUGUUGAAAAUCUAUAGUUACCCACAAGAUUGCAAAAUAAUGAAUACUACGCAAUUUCAGAACAAGGGGCGCAGAAACAAUUGGCGUCUUUUCCGCAGCAACACCUCUGAUUUUGAUCUAUAGUUUAAUAUGUAAAUGUUUCCUGAGGUCCAUUCUAACAUACACUCAAUCCAAUCUAUUUGUGCUGAGUUUUGUAGCAUUUCAAUGAUCGUCAAGAUUGUAGCACAUCCGGUAACUUCUUUUGUUCAGAGUUUCAGAGGAUAAAUCGGAAGAUUUUCUACAAGGGCUAAUAGAAAAGGACGCAUGUCCUCCCUAAUGUUACUUAAUAUACCGAUGUCUGGUAAUGAUAAUAGAAAACCAUACUUUUGUUUUAUAAUUCAUUGUUGGAUCAUCCCUUCUGCUCCACAUAGCGAUAUGCACAGCACAAGCGGAUCCACUGUGUUGGUGGUUAGCAGAGGCUUCUUCCUUCACCUCUAGUAGGCUAUCAGCCGGCACGUUGGCGCCUUCGCUCGGCCCAAGGAUCCGCUCCCUCUCCUCUCGGGGUUCACUAGAAGGACGUUUGCUUUUGGUGGAGUGAGUCUGAGGGUUCUGAGAAUGUGAAUACAACACAUGGCCAGAGCUGCAAAGACAUUAUCAAACAUUAUUCUGGGGAGUCAUAGACAAAACGUUUGAACCACAUUAGAAACCAACUGGUGAUACUGGGUUGCCCUCUUUUGCCUUUAACCGGUUGGCAUUAGGCGGCGAACCAUGUUUAUUAAGACAUUGUUGAGUUUAUUUGAUCUUUCUGCUGUAAACGUCAAUUGCUAAUAGCUGUUGCUUUGAAACAUAUUUAUUUAUUUUUUAAAUAAAUAUAUUACAAUCUUGAAAUGGCCGGACUUUUUAUAAAGUAAGUUAAGUAUAAUUAGUUCAAAUUAAAUUAUGAAUAUUUAUGAAUUUAAUCUCUUCAUGAAGCAUCGUGCACCAUUCUGGUUUCCAGCCGAGCGACAACACAGUGAUUGAAACACAAAUUCAAUCAACAUGCAAUAUUGUAGUGUCUGCAAAGCACGUAAAACAUGAAAUCCAAAAUGUUAUGAAUCUAAGACUGUAUUUAUAUUUUAUAUAUGAAUAAUAUAAGCAUUUCCUCUGACUCUGUGCUCUCUAUGUCUAUGGGAAAUAAGGAGGUAUGUCUUAACAAAAAACAGGCCUUGGUUCUUCAUACAGAGAUUGUGAAUGUGACGAUUCAGGCCUGGUUGAUUUGCAAACCAUUAAAUCAUUUUGGGGGUAUUUUUGCUUUUAUGUGACAGCUUUAGAAACGGGGCGAGGAAGACGAGUAUGAACCAAAAGUUGUGUUGUUCCUUUCAUACCCCUUUGCUUGUCAAGGGGCAAAUUCAGUUUUGAGACCAGCAUGUGAAACGAUUGCACAGCUUUUUAAAAUCACUUUUCUGUCACGUGUGUCGAGUACACGCUUCACACACAAAGUGUGUUUGCUAUGACGGAUUGGAUCCUUUUAAGAGAAAUACUGAUGACUUAUCUCCCUUAUGACUGAGAUAGAGGAUCGGUACUUCUAUGGAACUAUUUUAGUACUUCUAUAUAUUGUAAUGCUAUUGCUAGAUAAAUGCUGCCCUUUGACCCUUUCAUAUGCAGAGUGGAAGUUAAUCACAAAGGGAGUUGUUUUCAAUGCAAAUAAAAACACACAAGAUCAGCAUGAGAUUGCAAUUUUGCAUUUAUGUCUGUGCACUAUAUUCUGUUCCUUAAUAAUAUAGUUAUAUUACAACCGUUUGGAAGCAGCCAACAGGGAUGUGGAAAAAAAAGAUGCUGACAGUUCCGCGUUUUGAAUUGAAAUCCUCUGCCGUACUUUGUGGAAUGUGUUGCAGUGCCACGUGAUGGAUAUUCGACCCACAGAGAAAAAAAGUUUAUAUUUUGGUUAUAUGAAUGUGACUGCUUUUGUGUGUGUUUCGCAAAUUGUUUAUUUAUUGAGUGAUUGUGUUUGUUAUAGCUGCUGCUUUUUAUUUUGUGAACUUUCUGAACCUGGCAUGGAAAAUGGCAUGACAGCUGUUAAGGCUAUGAACAAUAAAGGAUGUAUGAAAACAG